CCCAGCGCUCGCGACCCCGCCGUCUCACUCCCCAGGCGGCCCCGCCGCGCCUCAGCCCCUCGGCAGCGGGCCGCAUCGGCGGGCUCUCGGGGUGACAAUACAGUUUAUAGAAGUGAAAAAGUCUUAAGGAGGGUAACAAAAAGGAAAGGAAAAUGCCGAAACCAAUCAACGUACGAGUAACUACGAUGGAUGCUGAGCUAGAAUUUGCCAUUCAGCCCAAUACAACUGGCAAACAACUUUUUGACCAGGUGGUGAAAACAGUCGGUUUGCGUGAAGUCUGGUUUUUUGGACUACAAUAUGUAGACAGCAAAGGCUAUUAUACGUGGCUUAAAUUGAAUAAAAAGGUUACACAGCAAGAUGUUAAAAAAGAGAAUCCUUUGCAGUUCAAGUUUAGAGCUAAAUUCUUUCCUGAAGAUGUUUCCGAGGAAUUAAUUCAAGAAAUAACCCAGAGACUUUUCUUCCUGCAAGUCAAAGAAGCCAUCUUAAAUGAUGAGAUAUAUUGUCCUCCAGAAACUGCAGUUCUUUUGGCUUCCUAUGCUGUCCAAGCCAAGUAUGGAGAUUACAAUAAAGAGAUGCAUAAACCAGGCUAUCUGGCUAAUGAUAGACUCCUACCACAGCGUGUUCUGGAACAACACAAACUGACAAAAGAACAGUGGGAGGAAAGAAUCCAGAACUGGCACGAAGAACACAGAGGAAUGCUAAGGGAGGAUUCAAUGAUGGAAUACUUGAAGAUUGCACAGGAUCUAGAAAUGUAUGGUGUCAACUAUUUUGAAAUAAAAAAUAAGAAGGGUACUGAAUUGUGGCUAGGUGUUGAUGCUUUGGGUCUGAAUAUUUAUGAGCAUGAUGACAAGUUAACACCUAAAAUUGGUUUUCCCUGGAGUGAAAUUCGAAAUAUUUCAUUUAAUGACAAGAAGUUUGUUAUAAAGCCAAUUGACAAGAAAGCACCUGAUUUUGUUUUUUAUGCACCUCGUCUGAGAAUCAAUAAGCGGAUUUUGGCUUUGUGUAUGGGAAACCAUGAACUCUACAUGCGAAGAAGAAAGCCUGAUACAAUUGAAGUACAACAGAUGAAGGCUCAGGCUAGGGAGGAAAAACAUCAGAAGCAGUUGGAAAGGGCACAAUUAGAGAAUGAAAAGAAGAAAAGAGAGAUAGCAGAAAAGGAAAAGGAAAGAAUAGAACGUGAAAAGGAAGAGUUAAUGGAACGUCUGAAGCAAAUUGAGGAACAGACAGUGAAAGCUCAAAAAGAACUAGAAGAACAGACUCGCAAAGCUCUUGAGCUGGAUCAGGAGCGAAAACGAGCAAAAGAAGAAGCAGAACGGCUAGAGAAGGAGCGGCGUGCGGCUGAAGAGGCCAAGUCUGCCAUAGCCAAACAAGCUGCGGACCAGAUGAAGAACCAGGAACAACUCGCAGCAGAGCUUGCUGAAUUCACUGCCAAGAUUGCACUUCUAGAAGAAGCCAAGAAGAAAAAGGAAGAAGAAGCUACUGAGUGGCAGCAUAAAGCUUUUGCAGCCCAGGAAGAUUUGGAGAAGACGAAAGAAGAAUUAAAAACUGUCAUGUCAGCCCCCCCUCCACCUCCACCUCCACCAGUCAUUCCUCCAACAGAAAAUGAGCAUGAUGAGCACGAUGAGAACAGUGCCGAGGCUAGUGCUGAGUUAUCCAACGAGGGGGUCAUGAACCAUAGAAGUGAGGAAGAGCGCGUAACAGAAACACAGAAAAAUGAACGUGUGAAGAAGCAACUGCAGGCAUUAAGUUCAGAAUUAGCCCAAGCCAGAGAUGAAACCAAGAAGACACAGAAUGAUGUUCUUCAUGCUGAGAAUGUGAAAGCAGGACGUGAUAAGUACAAGACUCUUCGGCAAAUUCGACAAGGCAAUACAAAGCAGCGUAUUGAUGAGUUUGAAGCAAUGUGGGGACCCAAACUGUAUGCGUUAUUCCAGAUGCGCUCUUGCCAAAGCAGCAUAAAACAGAUGUAACAGGAUGCAGUCCACUUCCCUGGUGAGGUCCUUUGGCGGCUGACACAUGGUGAGCUUUAGGAUAAGGACAUACCAAGACAACCCUGGGUUUCUGAAUCUGUGCAUCCUUCCCUCCCCAAGUGUGGAAUCUCGUGGGAACUGGGUAGAUCAAUCCUCCCUCAGCAAGGGCUCUUGCUGAUGGUCCUCCCCUCAUCUGUUUGCUGUUGGUUUUCCCUGUCUUGUUAUUCUCUCUUUACAAACGCUCUCCUUUCCUAGGGACAGACUUUAGGAAGAUGAAUCAGGACUUGGGACACCUGUAUUACACCCUGUAGUCCCUAGUUCCAUCCACCACACCUGUCUUCAAGACACCAUCCUCCAACCAGAUGCCUGAAGGCAUCAGUUUAUGGAAACCCACUUUUUUUUUUUUUUUUUUUUUUUGCAUGAGUAGCUUAUAAGGAGAAAUUUAUGGAGAGAAUUUUCAAGAAUUUUCCACUUUUUAGAUAAAUGUAUGCAAUUUAUUUUUGGCUUUAAUCUGAGAGCAAACUCAGUGAUAUACAGCUCUUUCUAUAUAUACUUCUGUGGAAAAAACAAAAAUUGAUGCAACAUAUCCCCUGCUAUCUGGGCUGUUUGUAUAAUUGUAUAUAAAUGUAGCAAUAAAUAUAUUCUAACAUCAUCUUCAA
Messenger RNA from Jaculus jaculus (lesser Egyptian jerboa), 2626 nucleotides. RefSeq names its product radixin (gene Rdx). Gene Ontology annotation, biological process: positive regulation of protein localization to early endosome; positive regulation of early endosome to late endosome transport; regulation of cell shape. The transcript has 16 exons. Lineage: Eukaryota; Metazoa; Chordata; Mammalia; Rodentia; Dipodidae. Bases 153 to 1967 code for a protein of 604 amino acids. Gene Ontology annotation, cellular component: apical part of cell; microvillus; adherens junction. The record is from RefSeq and is a predicted model, not a curated record. Gene Ontology annotation, molecular function: cell adhesion molecule binding; actin binding.